Molecule: messenger RNA, 2837 nt
Organism: Protobothrops mucrosquamatus (brown spotted pit viper)
Lineage: Eukaryota; Metazoa; Chordata; Lepidosauria; Squamata; Viperidae
Gene: CMKLR1
Product: chemerin chemokine-like receptor 1
Exons: 2
Coding region: 69-1151 (360 amino acids)
Biological process (GO): phospholipase C-activating G protein-coupled receptor signaling pathway; positive regulation of macrophage chemotaxis; positive regulation of cytosolic calcium ion concentration
Cellular component (GO): plasma membrane
Molecular function (GO): complement receptor activity; G protein-coupled receptor activity
Source: RefSeq, a predicted model, not a curated record
GGCCGACUCAGCUGAACUCGCCCCCGGCUGUUCUUUCUCCGUAUUCCUGCUUUGAGCCUCGCUUGUUGAUGGUCAUGGAAGAACUGGAGAAUAUUACGGAUUACCCUGACUACUAUAUUUACGAGCACUUCAACCCUGUUAGAGACACAUAUAGCAAACCCCCCCAAAUAGAAGCCCUGACCAUCGUUCAAGUGGUUGCUGCUCUCAUCUACAGCCUCACCUGCCUCCUGGGUCUAUUGGGCAAUGGCUUGGUCAUCGCAAUUAUCUUCAAGAUGAAGAAAUCGGUCACCACAAUCUGGUUCCUCAACCUGGCAGCUGCCGACUUCUUGUUCAAUGUCUUCCUGCCCCUGAACAUCGCCUACACCGCCAUGGGCUUCCACUGGGUUUUCGGCAGAGACAUGUGCAAAGUCAGCACUUUGCUUCUCAACCUCAACAUGUGCACCAGCGUGCUUCUCUUGACCACCAUCAGUAUUGAUCGUUGCAUUUUGGUGGUCUUCCCAGUCCAAUCCCAAAAGCGUCGGACCCCGACAAUCGCCUGGUUGUCCUGCAUCCUAAUUUGGGUGCUUGGUUUUCUAAUGAGCUCCCCUUCCCUUGUUUUUCGAGACACCACAACCACCCAUGACCACAUCCGUUGUUUUUACAACUUCUCCUUGUCCAGUUCUCCAAAUGACACCACCCUCGGCAUCCAGAGACAUAAAAUGGUAACCACCUUUCGCUUCUUGGUGGGGUUUAUCAUACCCAUGAUUGUUAUCACAGUAUGUUACAUUACCAUAAUUUUUCGGCUGAAGAAGAACCGUCUGGCCAAGUCCAAGAAGCCCUUGAGAAUUAUUGUGGCCAUUAUCACCACCUUCUUCCUGUGUUGGUGCCCGUACCAUACUCUCCACCUCCUGGAAACGGAUCACCGCUCAGUUCCAGAAAACGUCUUUGAGAUCGGCUUGCCCCUGGUCACGGCCAUCGCUGCUUCUAACAGCUGCAUGAACCCCAUUCUGUACGUCUUCAUGGGCCAAGAUUUCAAAAAGUUUAAGGUCACCAUCCUGUCCAGACUGGCUAACGCCCUGACCGAGGACACAAUCAAUUCAAUCCACUCGUUUUCACGCAAGAGCAUCACCAAAGCCAGUUCGAUGACUGAAAAAGAAUCCAUUUUGCUCUGAACUUUGGAACCCAACGUGGAUUACAGUAGAUCAUUGGUUUCCAGCAAUGAUCCAGAGCUCCUUGAGGUUGUCUUCUAGGAUUAGUCCAGUGGUUUCAGGAGGAACUUGAAAUUGGCUUGGUGAAUCUAAGCCAAUGGUGGUUACGAGGUUCUAAGUACACUCUUGUUUAUUCCCAUCACAGCUUUUUAAAGGUUAUGGCAUGAAUACCUGAUCCUAACCACAUAAACAAACUUCAUGACAAAGGAAGACCCAAAGGUUGAACUUCAGCCUGUAAAGUCUUCACUGCACCCUACAAGUUCUUGGCAAUAAGCAUAUUCUGAGCUCUGGGGAAAAUUGAGCACCUCCUUCACUGGUCUGAGAAUGGGGGAAUUUAGAGUUAGCUCUCUUUAGACAGGACACUGAAACGGAUGGGUGUGUAUAUGUGUGUUUCCUAAUCAUAUGUACCUGUAAAAAUCCAGGUGUGAUUUCUCAUUCUAUCACCUUCCGUGUGAGCAGAUAGACAAGAGACAGAGCCAGGCCUGUUUCUCUAACCCAUUUCCUGCAAUCCCCAAUUUUCCCAGUGGAGAAUUUGAUUCUAGUCAAAGAAACCCCUUCCUUCCACACUAUAAAUCACGCUUCGGAGAACAGUCAUUUCAUACAGUUCUGUCCAGCAACUUUUUCUCUCUUGUUGACUAUUCCGCGAGGUUUCAUAGCCCAUUAAUAAAUCUUUACUCUAGGAGGUGGGCUGUGCAUCCUGUCUAUUCAAUUUCAUGCCCAGUUAAUUUGGGAAAUAAUUCAUUUUCCUCUCUUUUUCUUUUCACUGAAUAGACCUAAAUCUGAAACGCUCAGCUAGAAUCCAAACCUGGGUUUAUAACUUGAUAAGCUGGUUUUAUUUAUCCCAAAUCUAAAAAAAUGGCUUUUUAUUAUGCCUGGAAAGACACGGAUUAUAUGGGGACCUCUCCUGAAUCCUCCUUUCCCCCCAAAAGUGUCAGGCAGAACAAUCUCUCCACCUCUGGAGUAUAUCAGGAAGGAUUUCUAACUACUGGUGUUUUACAAAAAUGCUAGCAAAAUAAAAAGGAAGUUGUGGAAAUUUGCUGCAUCGGGAACAUGAAAAUAAUAUUUCCUGGGCUCAGAGCACCGUCAGGGACAUCCAACAAUUUUUUCCAGUUGGUGAAUCUUGAGGAUUUAAUAAAUAAAAGGAGAUUCAACUAUUGGCAUGAGAGUUAAUCGCCUUCAAUCCAGGUCAUAGCAAUAUGAGGUGUUUGUUAGACUCAAUUAGUCUGUUGUGUCAGGUUUUCUACAAAUGAAAAAGUAUGUAGUAAUUGUUAUAUGUAGCAUUCCUAACAAGUAUAUCUGUAUUUAAGAUAAGUUGGGGGUUUUGUAUUCAAUAUUCCUAAAGAUAUGUACUGGUUUUUUUUUCCAUAAGCAAUGUUGUAAGGUCCAUCUUUUUUAAAUGAAAAAAAAAAGGUCCAAGCAGUGAUAUCCUGUAGCAUUUGUGUUACAAAGUGGAGCAUACAUUAAAUAAAGAGACACAUUUUUGUGCGGUGGUUUGGGUGAAGAAAUAUUUGGAGAGGGAUUACUAAUAAGAUGGGCCCCACGUUUCUCCUGAAAAGAAAUCUGUGUUGAAUUUGGCACUUUCACCCAUGUAAGCCUGAGGUCACUUGAUUUUUGCUCUGUAUAAUCAGAAAUAAAGGCCAGGCAUUCAGA